UAAUUCCUCUAGAUCGCAUCUUUGGAGAAUUAUUUAAUUUGAUCAUUGUUUGUUUACAUCCUGCCAGCUCCCAAAAGAAUUUACCGAUUGCGAGGCCGCUUUUUCGGCAGAUCUGAACGCUGAGCCGAAAAUGGACCUCUUUCCCAUCAAAUUAAGUUUGAAGCCGCGGCUGGUGGACCCGCUGUGGUUCAGCGUUGACAAACCGUGCGACGAAGAGGCUGAAAUAUUCGCCAUGGAGCAGGAGCUGUCAACCACGCUGGAAUCGAUUGCGAACAAGGACAGCGACGCGCCCGUCUUCGGCAAGAGCAACUCGGAACAGAUGGAGGAGAUCGAGGAGGAUGAAGAGGAGGAGGAGGAAGAGGACAACGAUUCGGACAGCCGCGGCGAAGACGAGGAGGAGGAGGACCUCGACCUGGACCACGACCACAUGGACUUGACCUACGAGCACGCCGACUCGCCGGAGGAAACCUGAGCAGCCGAGCACACUUUUUCUGUGUUUAUUUCAAGACUGCCGCGCUCUUCUGCUUUUUUCUGAAUUUAUUGUACAUUUAUCAUCUUGAUAGCCAAAAAUUGGCGUUUCUCAUGGGAUUGUAUUUAAAAUAAAAUAUUAUCACUUUGC
This is a messenger RNA of Cloeon dipterum, 619 nucleotides long. Its product is annotated as anaphase-promoting complex subunit 15-like. The transcript is spliced from 5 exons. Gene Ontology annotation, biological process: regulation of mitotic cell cycle spindle assembly checkpoint. The coding region runs from base 131 to 472 and encodes 113 amino acids. Gene Ontology annotation, cellular component: anaphase-promoting complex. The record is from RefSeq and is a predicted model, not a curated record. Lineage: Eukaryota; Metazoa; Arthropoda; Insecta; Ephemeroptera; Baetidae.